AUGACCGUUACCUUGGUCGAUCUCGUCAAGUCGCUCGCCGAUCCCAGCUUUAACCCAAGCCGGCUCACCAUCUCUCAGCUGUCGUCCAUCCUCUCUCAGUUCGACGUUCCUCUGCCAGCAACAAAGGCAAAGAAGGACACCUAUCUCGAGCUCUUUCACCAGUACGACAUUAUCCACAAAGCCCGCAUCCGCAUCGAGACAAUGGCCUGCAUGACGCCCUCCACCGCCGGCAUCACCAUCGUCAGCGGCGACGGGCAAGAGUUUACCCUGCGGCCCUCGCUGUCGCCUUCCGAGAUAUUUGGAGAGCGGGAGAGUGGCCUCGACAAGUUCUCCGACAGCCAGAAGCGGCUCCUCAGCCAGCAUGUCCCUCGAUCCAACAAACCCGCUGCGGCAUCAGCAGCAUCAGCAGCAAAUCCCAGGGUCGCUUCGGAGAGCACCUCGCCCGCCCCGGCCCCAUCCAAGCCCGUCUCAGGCACUUCACGGUCUUUUCCUGCCGUCCGGAUCGUCUCCGACAUGGCUUCGGGCGAUAGCAACGACCACCUGAUCCGGCCGCACCAGUCCGAGCCUCACACAUCCGUUGGGACGCCAGGCCCCCGGAUCUCGAUCGACACUCGUUCACCGACCUUUGCGGUCGAGCAAGAGAUGCGGAACGAGGAGUUCCGGCGGAUGAACAAGGAGAGCCCCAAUGUCAACAGCCUGAUGGUCUCGUUGCGCCACGUCCACAGCGACGGGCAGGUCGACGACUUUGAGAUCCUCGAGCGGGAUCUGCCACAGUACUCGACCGACGGAUCGUCGACGCGGUUCAUGGCCACGGCUUCAUCCUCGGUGGCAUCGUCGGUACGUCUCCAUGCCUCCUGGGGCGAAGGCCCGGACCAGGAUACAUCACCAUGGACGGCCCACGGCGAGCCUGCCGCAUCCAGUAGCGACCCUCGGAUACAUGCCAAGCCAUAUUAUCAAGAGCGACACUCGAUACCGCCGGCCAAGGACCGUCGCUCGCGGGCCACCGCCAAUGCGCAUGUGUCCUAUCACGAACAAGAUCCUCCCGCCAAGGGGCACCACGGUGCGACAGUGCCGCCGCCCUAUUUGCCCACACCAUCGCCAAGCACCCUCGUCGAGGACAUUGCUCAGGACGCCGCGCGGAUAUCAAAGUCGAAACCGGGCGUGCGGGCCAGCGACAGCUCCGCCAGGACGGGCCACACCCUUGCCUCCAACAGCCCGGCCCCAUCCUCAGGCUCGGACGGCGAGGAGGACGAGUCGUCGCCGUCGGCCGGUCCGCCCAGCGCCCAUGCGUCGUCGUGGCACUUCAAGCUCAAGCGCGACACUUUCGGCCCGAGCACCCAGGCCUUCCAGGCCCUCCAUACCCUCCAUGAGGCCGACUCAAAUCGACACUCCCCAAAGGCAGCCAAGACACGAUCUCACCUGGCACCCGAGAUACCCAAGUCCAAGCCCACGCCUGCAUCCGUACCCGUGCCCGAACCCGCCCCGGUGCAGUCCGACAAGUGUCGGAGGGCCAAGCCUGGUAAGCUUGUCGAGCCGGACUCUGUCGACAGCCAGCCGCGCAUCACCCCGCUCCCACCGCCAAUGCGUCCUCUGUUUGUCCACUCGACCCCAGAACACGACGACGACGACACCAUCUACGACUCGGACGACAUUUCCUUCUCCAGCGAGAAUGUGUUUCAGUCGGGCGCAAAGCCCGCGGCCCGCGUGGAUGGCGCCGGUCGCUCCCAUACCCCCCUCAAGAAGAGCCGCCCGCAAGAAAGCUCCGUUCACCAUACCCCUACGCCUAGUAGCAGCAGCAAUCAUGGAAGCAACUCUGGCACACACGCCGGCCCGGUCCAUGUCAUUGCCCACACCCGAGCUAACAUUAAUGCCGGCUCGAGCCCAAGUACCGGCGCCAGCACCCAUUGCGGAGCCUACCCCGGAACCAGCCAGGGCAGCUCGUCGACCUCCAAGAGCCACUCGCAGCCUGCGGGGUCGCCCGUGCCAUCGGAACGACCACGGCCACAACCAGCUCCACUCGAGGCUCCAAAACCUGGAUUUCUCUCGCCAUGGCCCGUCAAACAGCCUGCGACCAGCGCUGCGACAACAAGGUCUCCUCUCGCCAGCCCUCAGCUUCCGUCGGUCGCUCCCGUCGCUGCCUUCUCGACCACGACUCAGCCCCCGACACCGAAAAGGCCAGUCGCAGCCCGAUGUGAUACCUCUCCCCAGACCGAAUGCGAGCCCAACCAAAGCCCCCGCAUAUCGCCGCAGUCCACCCAGGUCUUUAUCGAGAAAUGGGACGGCAAUCCUCGCCAGCGACGACGGGGCCCCAUCCUGAGUCCCAGCUACUCGCUCGGUCGGCUCUCGGACUUGCUUGGAUCGACCAAACGGCCACCGGUCUUGGCAGGCCGGUCGUCCUCGUGUCUGGAACAAUCCGUCAAGUUCGGGGUUGCGCUGAUGCUUGUUGCUGUGCUGGGAUCUGCGCUGGGGCUGUACUUUUUGCGCGACCCGCUGAUGCACUACUGCCCAUCCGGGUCGGUGCAAGAGUCCAACUGCAUGCCCUGUCCCAAAUUCGCCCACUGCAGCGGCGGCUUGGUCCGGAGCUGCCAGGGCUUGGAGUCGUCGGGCCGGCGGCCUGCCUCGCAACUGCAUGUCCAGGCGAUCCAUCGGUCGUGGGUCCGGAGUCUGUUCUACCCGAACUUUGUCGAAUAUGCCUGCGUUCCGAACCAGCAUGACUCGCCGUCGUCCUCGUCGUCCUCGUCGUCAUCAUCGUCCUCGUCGUCCUCGUCGUCAUCGUCGCCUACGCAAGAGCUCGUGCUGGGCUGGACGCGCAUCUCAACCGCAUGGAUCCUGAACCUGAACGCCGCGACCGUGGCAGCGGCCCUGGGCACUGUCUUCGUGGUUGCAGCCAUGUCCAUACGCUACCAGCAGUACCACCGGAAUCAGCGGCACCAAGAAGAGCUGCAGGUGAUCAAGCGCAUGAUCGGCUUGAUCAUGACCCACCUCAAGAACGAGCGCGACCGCGGCAGCGCCGAGGGGCUCAAUCCCGACUCGCUCUUCAAGACCUUGAUGGGGUCGAUGCUGGCGUCAGAGCUCGAUCAGCACCCAAAGACGCACACCCGCCUCUGGAAGAUCAUCAAGAUGGAGCUGAUUGAGCGGCACGGCGUCGAAGAGAUUAUCGUCGUUCGGGACAGUGGAAACACUGUGUGCGUACACUGGACGCUGAAGCGGCCGUGA
This is a messenger RNA of Polychytrium aggregatum, 3216 nucleotides long. RefSeq lists its product as uncharacterized. Gene Ontology annotation, molecular function: DNA binding. NCBI's taxonomy places the organism in Eukaryota, Fungi, Chytridiomycota, Chytridiomycetes, Polychytriales. The transcript is spliced from 2 exons. The coding region runs from base 1 to 3216 and encodes 1071 amino acids. The record is from RefSeq and is a predicted model, not a curated record.